Hyaloperonospora brassicae is the source of this 2178-nucleotide messenger RNA. The record is from the annotation of a GenBank genome assembly. NCBI's taxonomy places the organism in Eukaryota, Oomycota, Peronosporomycetes, Peronosporales, Peronosporaceae.
AUGACGGCCGACCUCGCGGCGCGUGUCGAGAAGCUCGAGGUAGCGCAGGGGCAACAGGACGUGCGCAUGAAGGUGCUGCAGGAGAAGACAGCGGCCGUCAAGACCGCAGGGGAGACGUUCUACCUCACGACGGCCAUCCACUACACGAAUGGCUUGCCGCACAUGGGUCACGCCUACGAGAACGUGUGUUCGGACGUCAUUUCUCGCUACCACCGCGUGUUUGGACGGGAUGUGUACUUCCUCACGGGCACGGACGAGCACGGCCAGAAGAUUGCGCAAACAGCGGAAGCGGCGGGUGUCACGCCGCAGGAGCUCGUGGACAAGUACGCGACGAUUUUCCAGCAGCUCACGAAAGAUCUGGACAUGAGCAAUGACAAUUUCGUUCGCACGACGAGCGACAAGCACAAGGAGUUUGCACAGUGGCUCUUCCAUCGUGCACUGGAGAAAGGGGACGUGUACCUUGACAAUUACGAGGGAUGGUACAAUGUGCGUGAGGAGACGUUUGUCACGGAGACGGAGGCCCAGCUGACCGACUAUAAGGAUCCGACAACGGGCACGUCUUUCAAGAAGAUGCAGGAAGAGUCGUACUUUUUCAGAAUGUCGAAGUACCAAGACCGACUUGUUGCGCACAUUACCGAGCAUCCCGAGUUCCUGCAGCCUGAAGUUCGACGUCAGGAGCUGCUGCGUCGCCUCAAGGAACCGCUACAGGACUUGUCAGCCUCGCGCAAUACGUUCACACACGGCAUUCCACUGCUGAACGAUCCCAAGCACGUUCUCUACGUGUGGUUUGAUGCACUGGCGAACUACCUGUCGGCCAUAAGCUACCCGGAUGGGCCUGAUGCUCGCUAUUGGCCCGCGAACGUGCACAUCAUUGGCAAGGACAUUACGUGGUUUCACUGCGUCAUCUGGCCAUGUAUUCUGAUGAGCACGGAUAUCCCGUUGCCGAAGCGGGUGUUCGCACACGGAUUCGUAAAUGCUAAGGACGGCUCGAAGAUGAGCAAGAGCAUUGGCAAUGUCAUCGACCCGUAUGAGAUGAUCAACAAGUACGGACUAGAGUCGUUCCGCUACUUUAUCGUGCGCUCGGCAAAGUUCGGCCAGGACAUGCCUUUCUCCGAAGACGAUCUCAUCAACAUCCACAACUCGGAACUUGCUGACACGUUGGGCAACCUGGUUCACCGUACUGUCAAUAUCUGUAAGAAGUACUCGAACGGCGUUGUGCCCGAUGUCAAGGCGGACAGGCUGUUCGACGUCUACGAGCUGCUGAAAUACUCGGAGGAUUCAUACAAGGAGUUUUCGCUGCAGAACGCCUGUCUAGCGAUCGUCAACGCGCUGAAGGAUACAAACAAGUACUUGACUGAGAAGGAGCCGUGGCAUAUGAAGGGGAACGAGCCGCGCCUUGUUGUUGUGCGCACGUGUCUCGAGGCCAUUUACGUGCUGGCCCAUUACUUGAGUCCCAUUAUCCCGAAGACGACUGAAACGAUCUUCAACAAGCUGAACACGGUGCCCACUACGCUGACUGCACUGUCCCCUGACUACGACAACCUGACACCUGGCACUGAGGUGUCGGUCGGCGACAUCUUGUUUGCCAAGAUCUUGACCGCGGAGGAGAAGCUGAAGCAGAGCGAAACUGCUGCUGCUAAAGCCAAGCCCGCGCCCGUCAAGCCUGCGAAAGCCGCCACGCCGCUGUUCGCCUCGCUGGACAUCCGCGUCGGUGUGAUCUCCAAGGUAUGGAAGCACCCGGAGUCGGAGAAGCUGUAUUGCGAGGAGAUUGACAUUGGCGAAGAGGAGCCCAAGCAGAUUGCUUCUGGCCUGCAGGCGUUCUACUCACUGGAAGAGAUGCAGAACCGCAAAGUGCUGGUGCUGCUGAAUCUGAAACCAGCGAAACUGGGCGGAUUCAAGUCGCACGGUAUGGUGCUGUGCGCGAGCGAUGAGGCCCAUGCGAAUGUGCAGUUCGUGGAACCUCCAGCUGCCGCUAAGGUGGGUGAGCGAGUGACGGUAGCGUCGGAGAGCGGAGAACCGCUAUCGGCUGCGCAGAUCAAGAAGCAGAAGGUACUGGAGAAGGUCUCGCCAGACUUUCUCACCGACGACAAGGGCGUGGCGACAUACAAGGGCGAGCCGAUCAUGACCUCGGCUGGUCCGUGCGCUGUCAAAUCGCUAGCCAAGGCGUUCAUUAGCUAG